This is a messenger RNA of Spea bombifrons (plains spadefoot toad), 1198 nucleotides long. It is a transcript of the gene CDIP1, whose product is annotated as cell death inducing p53 target 1. NCBI's taxonomy places the organism in Eukaryota, Metazoa, Chordata, Amphibia, Anura, Pelobatidae. The coding region runs from base 86 to 700 and encodes 204 amino acids. Gene Ontology annotation, molecular function: zinc ion binding. The record is from RefSeq and is a predicted model, not a curated record. Gene Ontology annotation, biological process: tumor necrosis factor-mediated signaling pathway; intrinsic apoptotic signaling pathway in response to DNA damage by p53 class mediator. The transcript is spliced from 5 exons.
UGGAAGGAAGUUUUGCUACUGAGAGGGUGGUGGAUACGUUGAACAGCCUCCCAGCAGGGGUGGUAGAGGAUAUACCCGCAGCAAAAUGGCAAGCGACCCCCCGCCUCCCUACCCCGGGGGUCCCACGGCCCCGCUGCUGGAGGAGAAGCACGGAACGGCCCCCGCGGAAGGGAACAUACAUCCCCAUGGAGGGUACCCGGCCGGCAUGCCCUAUAUGCCCCCAGAUUCAGGGCCUCCUCCGUACGAAGCCAACCCUGGAUACAUCGCCCCAAACCCAGGUAUCUACCCUCCGCCGGGGCCUUAUGCGCCUAUGGGGUAUUACCCACCCACAGCUGGGCCCUACCCUACACAGGGACCAUACCCAGCUCCAUACCCAUCGCCCGGCACCCAUGCCACCACAGUGAUCAUGCCUCCCGGAGCGAGCGCCGCCUCUGCUGCCACCACAGUGACGGUCCUUCAAGGAGAGACCUUUAACAGCUCCCCGGUGCAGACCGUUUGCCCGCACUGCCAGCAGCCAAUCAUCACCAAGAUCUCCCACGAGGUCGGACUCAUGAAUUUCCUGCUCUGCUGUUUCUGCUGCUUCGUUGGGUGUGACUUGGGCUGCUGCCUCAUCCCAUGUAUGAUAAAUGACCUGAAGGAUGUCACCCACAGCUGUCCGAGCUGCAAGGCCUAUAUCUACACCUACAGAAGGAUGGGUUAAGAGUUCCGGGUUCCGUGCACUCUUCUGUCCGAGCCGCUCCGCAUCCGCCUUGAGCCUGCCGUUCCUCUUCCCGUCCGUACACCACUAAGAAGCUGUGAAUCUCCCUGUUUUGAUGGACAUUAAAGAUGGCUGGCCCGGCACUGAAAGGGAUCAUACGUUAAACUCGGUCUUCAUUUCCGUUACAGUACAUUUCGGGCCGGCGUCACUGCUCUUCGCCUGGUCGGCCGUCUUCUCCUGAGACAAAUGUUCUAGGUGACUCAACAUUAAACAGGCUUCGUUAGGACUAUAGAUGUCUCCAUCCUCCUUGGAUGGGCUGACUUCACCCGUAUUGACCAUACGGCCGUAUUACUCUACACACGCGACCCCGUAUAACCUGAAGGGAAGGGUCAUAAAGGUCAUGUGUGCCCUAAAUUGAGCUGGAGAACUUCCAUUAGAAAACCGGACGGCCAAUGCUAGCAUGAAGCUUUUUCUCAAUGGCCGACUACCGCAAAGAUUUUG